Messenger RNA from Cynoglossus semilaevis (tongue sole), 3880 nucleotides. Its product is annotated as inactive phospholipase C-like protein 2. The transcript is spliced from 15 exons. The coding region runs from base 209 to 3652 and encodes 1147 amino acids. The record is from RefSeq and is a predicted model, not a curated record. Gene Ontology annotation, biological process: phosphatidylinositol metabolic process; phosphatidylinositol-mediated signaling; gamma-aminobutyric acid signaling pathway. Gene Ontology annotation, molecular function: phosphatidylinositol-4,5-bisphosphate phospholipase C activity. NCBI's taxonomy places the organism in Eukaryota, Metazoa, Chordata, Actinopteri, Pleuronectiformes, Cynoglossidae.
AGAGGGGAGGAGGAGGAAGAGAGAGUUUGCACGGUUGUUGGCGCACAGUCAGCCAGCCGUCACGCCAUGGCACACCUCGGUCCGCUGCUGCUGUCUCCGUGUGCAGCUGUGUUGUGGUGGGAGCUUCACUGUUGCUGCUGUCAGAAACACUGAGGACCACACGCACACACGCACGCGCGCACAAACCAACACAAGUGUCACUGUCAUCAUGGCUGAUUACGGUCACAAGCAGAGCUCCGUCUCGCCACCGGUUGCUGGUUGGAAAUCUGCGUCAGGGACGAGCCCGGAGACGCACCGAGGAGAACCGGUGUCCAACGGGAAUUGCAGCGGGUCAGACACCGUGAAGAAGGUCCAGAACCAGUCCAGCGGUGAGUCCUCGACGUGGGAGGGUUCGGAGACAGCAUCCAAAGCCAUUCCCCGACGCAGCAGUCUGAUCAAGGACGGGUCACGAGCAGGACGAGAGAGGAAGAAGACGGUGUCCUUCAGCAGCAGUCUGUCAGAAAAGAAGAUCAGCAGCGCCGCCGACUGUAUUCACUCAAUGGUUGAGGGCAGCGAGCUGAAGAAAAUCCGACCGAACUCACGAGUUUACCAACGUUACUACAUGCUGGACACCGGCCUUCAAGCUCUGUGCUGGGAGCCGUCGAAGAAGGAGUCAGACAAAGCCCGGAUUUGUCUUUCUGCCAUCAGAGAGGUAAGGACGGGUCGCAACACAGAAACCUUCCGCACCAGUGGAGUUUACGAGCAAAUUUCAGAGGAUUGUGCGUUCUCCAUCGUCUAUGGAGACCUGUAUGAAAACCUGGAUCUGGUGGCUAACUCUGCGGAAGUUGCAAACAUUUGGGUGACUGGACUAAGGUAUCUGAUGCAGUAUGGGAAACAUGCCUUGGACAUGCUCUCCAGCAGUCAGGACAGUCUUCGUCUCGGCUGGUUAGAGCAGCUGUUCUCCUCUGCUGCUGAUGUGGACAGACACAGCAGCGACGCAGAGGAAGGGAUCCGCCUUCAGUCAGCCGUGAAGCUGAUUCUGAGCGUGAACCCCGGAGUGAGCAGCUGUAAAGUGGAGCACAGGUUUAAAGAGCUUCAAAGAGUCAGGGAAAAGACGAGCGGGCUCACGCCGGACAACGUGCCUGGUGUUAAAGAUCACAUGAAAGUCAAGAGACAAGCCGAACACAGGGAACGCGUCACCAAGCAGGAGUUCAUCGAGGUCUUUCAUGACUUUUGCACACGUCCCGAGAUCUACUUUUUGUUAGUGCAGUUCUCCAGCAACAAAGAGUACCUGGACACCAAAGACGUGAUGCGGUUCCUUGAGGCUGAGCAGGGUAUAAUGCAAGUGACGGAGGAGACAAGUCUGAAGCUCAUCCAAUCACAUGAGCCUUCAGAAGAAGGGCGGCAGCAGGGAUUCAUGUCUUUGGACGGCUUCACCAGCUACCUUACUUCAGCGGAUUGCCACCUCUUUGACAGGGACCAUGACAUUGUGUGCCAGGACAUGAGCCAGCCUCUGUCCCACUACUACAUCAACGCCUCCCACAACACCUACCUCAUCGAGGACCAGUUCAAAGGUCCUUCUGACGUGUCGGGCUACAUCAGGGCCCUUAAGAUGGGCUGCCGUUGUGUGGAGGUGGAUGUUUGGGAUGGAACCGAUGACGAACCAGUGGUGUGCACAGGCCACACCCUUUCGCCGCCGCUGGUGCUGAGCUCUGUUUUGGAGGCCAUAGGAAGAUUUGCAUUUGUUGCAUCAGACUAUCCUCUAAUUAUUUGUAUUGAGAACCACUGUUCAAUACGGCAGCAGAGAAAGAUGUGGAAACAUUUCACAGGCAUUCUAGGGAAUAAGUUGUACACAACGCCUCCAGCUCAAGGGGACUCCUACCUGCCGUCCCCAGAGGCAUUAAGACAUCGAAUUCUACUGAAGGGUAAAAAGCGUGGGCCGGGGUACACCGAGGAGGAUGGGCAGGUUAGUGAGGAGGAUGAAGGAGCAGAGAUGUGUCAAAGGAUAAAAUCUAGCGGUGGAGCAGCAGCAGCAAGUGGUGGAGGAGACAAAGACACACUGCAGAAAAGCCUUCUUUUGACAUCUAAGUGUGAGCGCCCCCAUCUUUGCGCUAAGCAGUUCCAACUCUUGGAGGAGCUGUCCGACCUAGUAACUCUCUGUCACUCUGUGAGUUUCGUUGACUUUAAAACCUCAUCCAAAAGCCAAAAGCCUUGGGAACUUUGCUCUUUCCACGAGUCUCUGGCUGUGCGGCUCGCUGGUGAAAGCCCCGGCAACUUUGUCAAUCACAACAAGCAUUUCCUGUCCCGGGUUUACCCCAGCCCUAUGCGUAUUGACUCGAGCAACAUGAACCCUCAGGACCUGUGGAAGUGUGGCUGCCAAAUUGUGUCUAUGAAUUUUCAGACGGCGGGACUGAUGAUGGACCUGAACACGGCCUGGUUCAGGCAGAACGGUAAUUGUGGUUUCGUUCUGCGGCCGGCCAUCAUGCGGCAAGAGGUGUCAUAUUUUAGUGCCGACACCAGAGACACAGUGCCUGGCGUGUCUCCGCAGCUGCUCCAUGUCAAGGUAAUUAGUGGCCAGAACCUGCCCAAACCCAGAGGCUCUGGGGCUAAAGGGGACGUUGUAGACCCCUACGUCUACGUGGAGAUCCACGGCAUCCCAGCAGACUGCACAGAGCGCCGCACCAGGACCGUGACCCAAAACGGAGACAACCCCGUGUUCGACGAGAGCUUUGAGUUUCAGAUCAAUCUGCCAGAGCUCGCCAUGGUCCGAUUCGUUGCGCUCGACGAUGAUUUCAUCGGGGACGACUUUAUAGGUCAGUACUCCAUUGCCUUGGAGUGCGUCCAGUCAGGAUACCGUCAUGUUCCACUGCAGUCUCUGACAGGAGAGGAACACCCACACGCUAGGUUGUUUGUUCACGUCGCCCUGACCGAUCGUAGGGGAGGAGGGAAGCCUUACAAACGAGGCCUCUCUGUACGGAAGGCCAGAAAAGGCAGGGACUACACAGCCCUCAGGGACCUGGGUGUCAGAGCAGUGGACGAGGUCUUUAAGACUGUUGCUCCAAUGCUGAGAGAAGCCACUGAUCUGAGGGCAAACAUGCAGAACUCUGUAGCAGUGUUCAGGGAGCUGUGUGGAGUGUCUGCAGUCUCUAAUCUGAUGCAGUGCAUUCUGGCUCUGAGCUCCAGAGUGGCUGGACCAGAGGGGGCGCCCUUGCUGCUGUUUGAACUUCGGGAUCACUACCCCACCCUGGAGCCUCAAGGGCCUCUCCCCGAUGUCCUUCGUCAGGUCGUCUCCACCUACGAGAUGAUGGUCCAGGCCAGCAGAGCGGUGAUGGACUUCUCUGACGGGAUCUACGACAGGAUCAUGCACAUACAGACGACAGCGAUGGAGUUCCACGAGAAUCUACAGAGUCUGGCAGUGAAAGAAGGGCUGAAAGGUCGCAAAGUCAGUCGAGCCCUGGAAAGUUUCAGCUGGAACAUCACCAUCCUCAAAGGUCAGGCGGAUUUGCUGAAGCGCGCGAAGGCUGAAGUCCAGGAGAACAUGAAACAGGUCCAUGACGCUGCCCUGACUGGAAACCUCAGUAAAGAAAGUCAGGGCGUGACAAGAGUGAGGUCCCAAAUACGAAAAGGCCAGGAUGACAAAACUGCCACAGGAGCUCGUGGAGGCACGGCAUGAUGGAAACCCAUCCUGCUGCAGGGCCACUAAGGGUCCACCACUCAGAUCAAGUACAACGGAGAAGGAGACCUUCAGUUUUCCGUCGCUAAAGAUCCAGUGGCCAACGUGUGGUACUCGGUACCUACAACGGACACACGGGAGUGCAGUGGGUUGACUGCGACUGGGACACCAAAAAUGUCUUGACAGGAUCAACUGAUGACAGCUGUCGACCGUGGGACUGCGAGAUCA